Molecule: messenger RNA, 1442 nt
Organism: Moneuplotes crassus
Lineage: Eukaryota; Ciliophora; Spirotrichea; Euplotida; Euplotidae
Source: the annotation of a GenBank genome assembly
UUAUAUAACUUUAUUUAAAUAGCAAACCAUAUUCGAAUGCUCCAUAGACUAUUUACAAGAAGGAUCUCUUCCACACAUCGUGCUGGAAAAAGAUUCUUGAGUGCUAGCCAGGCGGCACAACCAGCUUCCUCUGCUAAUAUUAUCAGAGGGAAUUCUGAGUUUACAGAUCCUCAGAGAUACUUCGAGGACGACGACAAGACAGGAAUCGUAGUCACUUUGAAAGAUAAGAAAGACGCUCUGGAGAAGGCUUUAGGAGUCUUUGACAAGUAUGGGGUCAGUCUGAGCCAUAUCCAGUCUAAGCCAUCCAAGUUAUGCGAGAAAUCCAAGGCUUAUGAUUUUUAUCUAGACUUUGAGAGACCGUUCACCGAUAUGUGCAUCAGAAAUGUCAUUAGUGACCUAUCAAAGAUUUCUAAGAACUUUACUAUUGCUGAUCCUUCUGAAGUGUCAUGAUUCCCUACUAGCUUCUAUGAUCUGGACAAGACUGGGAAGAAGAUCCUGAGUGAAGGAGACGGUAUCCAUGAAGCCGAUCACCCAGGAUUCAGAGACGAGGAGUACAAGAAGAGAAGAGAUUUUAUAUCAGAGCUAGCUCUCAAAUACGAAAUGAAUGAUAAGGAAAUACCAAGAGUGGAAUACACUGAUGCUGAAGUGGGAGUAUGGCAGCACUGCUACUCUAAGUUCAAGAAGAAUUACACAACAGGAGCUGUAAAAGAGUUCAAUGAGGGUCUUGCUCAAAUGGAAAAAUAUUGUGGAUUUUCUGAAGACAAUAUUCCACAGUUAGAAGAUAUUUCACAGUAUUUGAUUAGCAAAACAGGCUGGAGAAUCAGACCUGUAGGAGGACAGCUGAGUCAGAGAGACUUCUUAAAUUGAUUGGCAUUUAAAGUGUUUCCCUCGUCUCAAUAUGUUCGACAUCAUUUAGUUCCAGAGUAUACACCUGAACCAGAUGUCAUUCACGAGGUGAUGGGGCAUGUACCAAUGUUCGCUAACGAACAUUAUGCUGAUCUUUCUCAAAUGAUCGGACUUGCAUCCCUAGGAUGCCCAGAUCAUUAUCUCUCAAGACUAGGCACUUUGUAUUGGUUCACCAUCGAAUUUGGUCUCUGCAUGGAGGCAGGUAAGAGAAAAGCUUAUGGUGCAGGCAUUCUCUCUAGCUUCGGUGAGUUUGAUUGGUGAUUUUCACAAGAUAGGAAUGCUCCUAAAUUCUUUCCAUUCGAUUGUGAAGAAAUUGCUGAGAACCAUGGAGGCUUCCCUAAUAGCUCAGUACAACCCUACUACUUUAUCUCAGAGUCGUGGGAAGAUGCAAGAAAGAAGAUUGGAGAGUAUUGCGACUCAAUCCCAAGACCGUUUAAUGUCUCCUACAAUGAAGAGACUCAGACUAUCGAAGUGGAUAGAAAAAUCAAAGGAUCUUACUAAAACUAUAAAGACAAUGAACUAUUGUUUUAAACUUU